Ctenocephalides felis (cat flea) is the source of this 1323-nucleotide messenger RNA. RefSeq names its product zinc finger protein OZF-like. Bases 1 to 1323 code for a protein of 440 amino acids. Lineage: Eukaryota; Metazoa; Arthropoda; Insecta; Siphonaptera; Pulicidae. The transcript has a single exon. Gene Ontology annotation, cellular component: nucleus. The record is from RefSeq and is a predicted model, not a curated record.
AUGUCUGAAACAACUAUGUCUAUGAAUGCUCAGGCAAUUAAAAUUGAACCACCAGAAUAUUCAGCAGAGGACAUUAAAUGUGAAAAUGAGGACAAAUUUGAUGCCAUCGAUGCUAUUGUUAAAUUUGAAUCGUGCUCUGAGGAUGGUGAAACGAGUUUAGAAAAAUUCAUGAACUCCGAGGUGACAAUUGAAGAAGUCAAACAGGAGUCUUAUGAAUGUGGCAUUUGUAAUCAAUCAUUUCCAGAACUGCAUCAUUUAAAAGAGCAUAUGGUCAAUCACAAGCCUAGUAAUAAUGAAGAACGCCCUUUUAAAUGCGAAGUCUGUCACAAGACUUUCAAACUAUUAAAACAGGUAAGAGCACACAUGAUGAUACAUUCUGAAGAACGACCCUUUGAAUGCGAUGUAUGUCAUAAGGCAUUCAAUAAUAAAGCCUAUUUGACCAAACACAUGCCCAUUCACAGUACUGAGCGCACCCAUGAAUGCAGCACAUGCAAUAAGACUUUCAAACGAAUAUGUCAUCUGAAAAGACACAUGCUAAUACACAGUGAAGUACGCCCCCAUGAGUGCGGUAUUUGCAAUAAGACAUUCACACAAUUAUGUAACCUGAAAAGCCACAUGCUCCUUCACAGUGGCAAACGACCCUACGAGUGCAGUACUUGCAAAAAGACAUUUACACAAUUAUGCAGCUUGAAACUUCACAUGCUCAUCCACAGUGGUGAGCGCCCCCAUGAAUGCAAUUUAUGCAAAAAGAAAUUCUCACUAGUAAGUCAUCUGAACAGACACAUGUUGAUACACAGUGGAGUACGUCCAUAUGAAUGUAAUAUAUGCAAUAAAGCAUUCACACAUUCUGAUUAUCUGAAAAGUCACAUGCUGAUACACAAUGGAGUACGUCCUUAUAAAUGCAACAUAUGCAAUAAGACCUUCACACAAUCAAGUUACAUGAAAAAACACAUGAUAAAGCAUGAAGGGGUACGCUCGCAUAAAUGCAACACAUGCGAUAAAACAUUCACACAUUUAGGUCAUCUGAAAAGACACAUGCUCAUUCACAGUGGUGAACGCCCCCACGAAUGCAAUGUAUGCAAUAAGACAUUCACUCAAUCAAGUGCUUUGAAAACUCAUAUGGUAACGCACGAAGAAGUACGAUCCGAAGAAUGCAAUAUUUGUCAUAAGAAAUUCAAACUAUACAGCACUCUGAAGAGACACAUGCUGGUUCAUAGCAGAGAGCAGCCUUAUGAAUGUGCAAUAUGCAAUACACGAUUUACUCAAUCGAACAAUUUGAAGAAACACAUGGCAUUUCAUUGUCGAAAACUUGAAAAUCAAUGA